AGGACGUGAAAUGCUUUCAAAAGCUUGCAUUAGGUUUUCUAAAAUUAUAUUUUAGUGUUUAUGUGGUUUUAAGAGCUUGCAGAAUUAGCUCUACCGGAUGAAAAAGAGAAAAGUGGAGCAUCGCCACAAGGCUGUGGGCAUGAUCCCGACGAGUGUUAAUGGUCAAGCACUCCACAUUGAAAGAAGAAACAAUUAAGGCAAAGGAGCCAGCCACAAAGACUCGGAACAAAAAGUACACGAAAACCAGGCCUAAGAAAAACGAGCCUAGAGAGGCUCCACAGCAACCUUCGCCUAAUUUGAAAUGGCGGGCGAAAACCAGCUUGUACCGUCUUUUUUGUUGUCAAAAUACUGUUUACUCCGUAAUACUUUACGCAGUACUUUUGAUAUUUGUGACGUUAUUUAUUUACGCCGCCUGGAAGUUCAGUGUUGUUUAUUUAGCAACACGAUUUCACAAACCGACCCAACAGCUGCAUGAUGGAAAAACUAACAACUCUUCUCAAAGUCCCUGGAAGUCCAUGCAAGAUGACAGAAAUGAGACAAAAGCCCAUCAUAUCUAUCAAGAAAAUUUUAAUGAAAAUUUGUUAAAGAAAACAAGCCCUAAAACAGCUGACGUUUCUGAAAAUUCUGGCUUAUCCAGCAAUGAAAAAUGGAAAACACAAUUGUUAGGACCAAACCUCGAGCCAAAAAAUGAACAAGGACACCUUCCGCCAUGGUUAUCGUCACCAUGGAAUCAAAACUACCAAAACCCGCAAGAUGUACAGGGGGACAAGAGGUACAUUAUACCGCCUAGUCCUUCGUACCUUCGCAGUCAGAAUGAUAAUAAGAAAAAAAAUAACGUUUUUGAAGGAAGUGGAGAAAAUCAAUUAGAGCAGUGGCGGACUAUAAGAUAUAAUUUAUUAAAAAACAGGUUGCAGUUAACAACGGCUUCUAGUAUCCCGACAGAAAGUCCAUAUUGGAAAGCUUGGUACAUGUCUAGGUAUACGACACGGAGCCCAUUUCUGGGUAAUCAUUUGCGAGAAAGUCAAAAGAAUGAUAGCAUCUAUCCUGUCUACGACGAUUUGAGCAAGGCACUACCUCCUGCGUUUGAACAUACUGAAUUGAUUCCGAAAGUAGUGAUUUCGAAACCGGGUGAGAAUGAAUUUUUUAAACAUUCUAAAAUUGAGCAGGUUCGCUCAAAAACGACCAUGCCCAGUGCUUAUAGCAAGUUGUUAGAAGACCUGUUUAGUAAAUUGCCUGCAUUACGAGGUAUGCAAGGAACGGUAAAACCGGUGAGGCCAAAGUCAAGUCCUCGUGUUUCUGAUUCAACCAAUAGUUCGUUUUUGACAUCGUUGUUCUCAGCAUGGCAAAAAAAAUUCGGGAGCCACGGAGCUAGCAACGGUGGAAGGAGUAAUUUAGGACUUUCAACACAAAAGCCUACUCUGGCAAAUAUCACUACAAAAAGGACAGCUGCAACUACAAAAGCUUUAAUGACAAAUGGGACUACAACCCCGAAGAGAACUACAACAUCCGUGACAAAUGCGACAACAAUACCAGCAACAGCAACCACAAGAAAAAUCACAACGUUGUCAACAACUAAAGCAACAACCGCAACAACGAUGAAAACGACAACAGCAACGACGAUGAAAACAACCAAACAAACAACAGCUCUAACGACAUCGACAAAGCCGACUAUGAAAGGAACUGAAACAAUAACAAGUAACAGGAAAAAGAAAUCGAAGAAAAAGCACCACGAAAGUCGCAAACAUCAUUCACGAAAAAGGCAUCAUUCGGGCAAAAAGAAAAAUCAUGCUGCAAAUGGUGAUGCAGCUGAAAAACAUGGAAGCAACAAGAAAAGAAAGAAGUCAGGCAAAGGUUAUCGUUUACAAGGCUCUGAUCUUCCAAUGGCUACCAUUGGAGGGUUGGGCAGUGAUGCUGCUAGUUCUCUUAACGUGGAUGAAGGAGGGAGCGGCAGUGGCAGUGGAGUUGGAAGUGGGUUAAAUCAUGGAGAAAGUGGAUCAGGAGAAAGUGCGUCGAUUGCUGAUAACUUAACUGCAGCGAUGGAAGAAAGCCACAACCAUGGUUACGUCGGACUGCGCGAAAGACUACGGGAUUUAAGGAAAAAGAAAACCACUAAAGGACACAGAAGGAAAAUUAAAUCGAAAGAUGAAGAUAUCCAAGAAAAGGGUACUACGCGUGAUGUUAUUUCAAGGAAGAAACACCAUCAUGAAAAGAAAUCAAAGCACAAAGCACAGCGUAAAAGCAAACACUCAAAGAAAGUUCAUGGAGAGAAAAAAACGAAAGCAAAGAAACGAAAAACAAGUCGUCAACAUAGUAACAAACAUAAGUUUAUGAAAAUAGUACAGCACAAACUCCUACGCAUGAAGCAAAAGAAUCAGAUUGCAAGUCGUCUCAAAAAGGUGCAGGACAAAAUGAGAAAUGUUGGUAAACAAAAGCAUGGCAAGAAAGAAGUUAAAGGGAAUAAAAGAGACAGUAUAGUUGGAUCAAGUCACGAUAAAAAGCUACUCGAUAAAAGAAUUUUGCGUAAAGAAGAACCAAAGCAUUGGCGUCAGGGGCAGCUGUCGCUUGAAAAGUGCGCUAUUCUUAGAGAGUUUGACCAUCAUCAUUAUAUAGGAUUGAACAAGCUGUGGAGGAGCAGUGGAAAGAAUACCUUUGCUGUGACAGAAUGCUCUUCAAAUACUAGGCAUAAACGCCGUGUCAAGUGCAGGAGGACAUUCUAUAGAACGCAGGGUUAUUUAGGGCUAAAACCUGCGAAGAGUGGUAAGAAACGGCGGUUAUAUCUGAUUGUUUGCAACAAGAAGGAGAAUCUUGAGAAAAUGCUCAAAGGAGGACUAGAGCAUACAAAGAAAACAGAUAUUCAGUAUACAAACAGAAAGAAACAUGAUGCCAAGAAGAGUAAAAAGAAAAGAAGAAAAGGAAAGCACAAAAGGAAAGGACAUAAAAAGAGUGAGAAAACCUUGUCAAAGAAAAGUCAUAUCAGUCGCCAUAAGUCAAGAUCGUCGAAGAAGGGCCAUAAGAGAAGACAUAGAAAGCAUCAUGACAGACGCAGCAAGAGACACAGAAAACACAAAAAGAAGAUAUCGAAAAGCAAAGAUGAUGACGAUGAUAAUGACGGAGAAAGUGGGAGUGGAACAGACGAAAAAUUUAGUGGGGACGAAGAGGAGCGGGUUGAAAGAUCCACAUCUACAAGUAAUAAAACAAAACAUCAUAGAAGGCACCGAAGGAAGAUGGAAAGAAAGCGAAAAAAGAAAUUGGAUGUGAGUCAUGAAAAAGCACUUAACGCGACAAAAAAUGUUGAAAACAGGACUCGAAAUGCUGACAGUUCAGGGCAAGUAAGAAAGGACAGUUCUCGGCUUUAUGCCGAGUUUGCAGAUAUGAUGGCAGAAAUGAAACAAGAAAUAAAAAAUGUAACAAUGAUGAAAAAUGGCUUAACAAAUGAUAAGACAUUUGCGAGCUCUACAAAUACUUCUGUAGUUAUGGCUAACAAAUCUGUAGAGGCGGCAAACACGACGUUAAACAGAAAAGAAGGUCUGAAGUUGAGUAGCAAAAUGAACGAAACUAAAGAGAAAACAAAUACAUCUAAAAAUGCGAUUAAUAGUGGGACAAUACAAGAUAUGGUUGCACAGCUCGUCCCAGCAAUAAUGAAGCAAAUUCAAACAAAACCAUUACAGUUGCCUACAAGCCCAAUAAACACGAAAACAACUUCAAAACUGCUGCAAGAUACUACAAAACAGACCACAACUGUAAAAUCGAUUCCCACAAAAGCGAAAGCAUCCGCCAGUACCACUAACGCGACAACCACAACAACAGUUAAGACAACGCCAACAACGAAGCCCGUGACUACUACCAAGGUGCGGCCUACGCCUCACCAGACAACCCAUCACCAUACAACUGCACAUCAUACAUCGAUGGCACAGCAUCUGUCAACGAAAAAACAUUCGAAACCUCAACCAAAAACCACGUCAGCACCUAACCUCGCUUUGAUCAUCAAAGGGCUUAAAGCUUUGGGCAUAUCUUCACUAGGCCAACAUACAUCAACGGGGAAGCCAUCACAAGCAGGAGCAAAGACUGAUCAACUGCCGACUAACCAGGCCGAGAAAAAGUCUGUCAAGCCAACUGUGAAAGCAGCCAAAAUUAAACAACCUCCCUUACCACCACCAAUUCCAAAGCCUGCUAAGCUUCAUAAUCAGUUUAUGAUGAAUAUCCUUUGCUUUGGUGAUAGCUUGACUGCCGGCUACCACAAUCAUGGGAAAGCAUUUUCACCCUAUGGAAAUCAUUUGAAACAACUGAUCUCUUAUGCGACAAGGAUACCUGUAUCGACGACAAUCAAGGGCAUUGUUGGAGAAAUGACUCAUAAACAGAUGGUAAGCAGGCUGCCUGAAAUACUCGGCAAUAAUUCAGUUUUCGACUGGGUUAUCAUUCUCGGUGGAACAAAUGACAUUUUACAUGUGAAGAAUUUCGCUGAUGAUCAGGAGUUUCUCAAUCAACUUGAAAGCGUCUGGCAACCGCGAAUCACCAAGGACAUUGAAAAACUCCAUAACAUUGCACAUAGUUAUGGCGCCCGCUCGAUGUUACUAACAGUCCCCGAGAAUGCUAUCGAGGUGUGGCCUGAAUACAGAAUAUUGAUGACCAUGAGGACUAAAAUUAAUAACGCUUUACGACAGUUUGCCAAUCAAAAUAGAGAUAAAAUUUUGUUCUGCGAUCUAGCUAAACGAUUACCCAGACAUUCAUUAACACCGCAGCAAGAGGCCUUGUUUUGGGACGAUCACUUACACAUGACACCACGAGGCUACGACAGAAUGGCGGAGGAGGUCUUCAAAUGUUUGAAACCGUAUAUUCCGAAAGGAUAGGUGACAAAUUUGUCACUAGUUGAACAUUAGUGUGUUAGAUUCAGUGACAUGUUCUACCUCCUUUAAACUUUAAAAUUUAGUUUUAAAGAUACAAAUUGUUCUUAUUCAGCAAGAAAAAACCAUAGCAAUUAAAUUAGAUACAAAACAACAGACAAAAUAACUCAUUUAGAACUGACAUUUCGGGUCGUAGAGUAGAUGAUGAAAAAAAUUUUCAUCUAAAACUUGUGCAAGCGAUAAAGAAAUAUAUUUUUCAAGUUUCUUUUCUUGGUAUGCCGUGUCAUUUGCUAGCGAAAUGGACUGAAUCUUGAUUUUAUAUUUUGUUUUGCAGUCAAGCAUCUCCCAAUGUGUUGAGCUAAGUUACUGGUUAAAAUUCAAUUUUGUGAUAUUUCCGUCGAUUUUUAAUGUAAAUACUCGUAUUAAUAGGCAGAAACGAUGUUUUAGGCCUGGUAUCAGCAUUGUUUUAAUUCGGAAACUUAUGUUAUAGGCUACUUUUAUUCAUGAAGUUCAUAAUUAAAUUUUUUAACGAUCUAUCCUUUCUCUGGGAUUUUUUUAACCUGACUAUGCUUGUAAACCUUUAAUAUUAGAUACAGAUUAUGAUUUAUAGGUUUUAAAGGGAAAGAAUUUAUUUGAAAUUGUUUUAAGGAUUUAUGGAAAGACAACCGUUACUAUCCUAGUAAGAAGAGGUGGAGCUGUGGAGAAUAGGAGGUGGAGAGCGGAGAAGAAGAGAAAAGGAACAAUAGCACCUUUGUUCUUCCUCCUUCUCUUUUGCAGCUCAAGCACUAUCUUGUUAUUCCACAGUUCUUUUUAUCCUUUUUCCCUCCCCUUCUCCCUUCCCAAUAGCCUCUGUUGAGGUCUUCAUGCAGGCUGGUUCACGGCCUCUAUGAGGCCUGGAAAAUGACCUGGGACAUCCGUAAUAAAGCUACAGCUCCUAUUCAUGGCAACUACUCUAUGUAGGGCUCCCAAACUGCAAAAUCUCUGAUUCUAUUUCAAAUUUCAUUAUUUGAUUUAAAAACAGUAAAUAUAAACUGAGUUCAUACCUAAUAACCGCUUUCGGCCCCUCAAAGCCUUAAAAGGGCCCUGGGCCCAUCUGCUCUCAGUCACGGCCCUUGUCAGCAGGCCAGCACUUAGUAAUUAAUGAAAUGGGUGUAUGUCACUUUUCUUAUUCUAAAGCUAGUAUAAGUUAACAUCGUAGAAUAACAGCCUUUUUGCAAUAGUAUUCAAUAAAUGUUUCUGUUAAAGACACUGUCAUUAAAAUGCAUUGAUGUAA
Messenger RNA from Rhopilema esculentum, 6114 nucleotides. RefSeq lists its product as uncharacterized. Gene Ontology annotation, molecular function: phosphatidylcholine lysophospholipase A1 activity. The record is from RefSeq and is a predicted model, not a curated record. Lineage: Eukaryota; Metazoa; Cnidaria; Scyphozoa; Rhizostomeae; Rhizostomatidae.